UAUCAAUUGCAGCUACUUAUUUCACUUUGUUUCGGAUACUUGGUCACUCUUCAUUGCAACUUCUUCACGUGUACAGUUGCUUAGAAAUUUCCUGUAGAGCGAAAUGAAACGACCAAAUGAGUAAUCGUUGUGGGGCAAAACAAACCUAGUAAAGAAACAUUACGUCAUUGGUUGUACAAUUUCUUGUCCCCAUCUCCCUUGUGACUUGUGUAAUUAUUUGUACGGCAGCAAGUAGUGAAGAACUACUUUAAAUAGCAAUGCAGCUGAGCUCCUGUAGCCUCACACAAAAAUGAGGGACGAAUUUUUUGUUAAUCAACAUGAUGAAGAAGAAAAUAGAGCUAUUUACUACUGGUGGAAAUCAGCAGCAAAAUUCAACGAGUGUGUAAAAUUCAAGUUUGAGAUGCCUAAUUUGUCAAAAAUGACGCCAACCCUAAAAGUCCUAAGGGAAAUGGAGAGGCUAGCUUUAAUGUCCUCAGAGAGUCUUGAUGAGCUACGCCAAAAGCUAAUGUCGUACAGAGCAGGGGAUUUUUGGGUGCCAAUUGGUGGAAUUAACAAAGAAGAUAUUGAUAUUCCACCUAUGAACACUAUAGUGUUGGUUGGUUUUCAUAAUGCUGGCAAAAGUUCACUUGUUAACCUUAUGUAUAGUGUUCUUGGUCGCUCUGGUCUCAUCCCUUUUGCUCAAACUUCUUCAGGAAAUGCUUCUGCUUACACAACUUUGAUCAUGGAGGAGCACAAUGUGCUAAGAUCAACACGAAACGGAUUCUGCAUUUACGAUACAAGGGGUUUCGAUUAUGAUAAGGUAGAUGAAGGUCUUCAAGAGUUGAAAGAAUGGAUGGCUGAUGGAGUUCACAAUAAGAAGCUCUGCUCCAGACCAGGAGAUAUUUUGCCAAAGUUAGAUAGUAAAUUGGAGGAUGCUUCUUCAAUGUUUGUCAAAAGAAAAGUCAAUUGUGUUAUGUUGGUGGCUAAUGCUUCAGAAAUAUACAAGUCUCUCAGAGUUGGUGACUUGAAGCCAUUGGAUGCAUUGAAACAACUCUUCUGCUCACCAGCACUCAAGAAAUCCAAUGGUAACCCCAUAUUGAUCUUAACUCAUGGAGACAAGCUAUCAACCGAGGAUCGAAUAGACUGCCGACUGAAGAUAUGCAAACAUCUUGGUGCCUCAGAGACUACUGGAACGUAUGAUAUAGUUUGUGUGACAGAAUAUGGAUUAUUGGCUGAUGAAUAUGAUCCAAUCACAGCAUAUGCUGUAACUGAAGCAGUUUACAGAGCACUUCUAAUCUCAGACAGGGCUCAACUUGUCAAACAAACAUUCCUAGACUGGGCAUUAUUUGCAUUGUCAUGGCUUAUGUGCUUCUUAGCCGGCAUAUUUGCCUUCCUGGCCCAUGUUUUCAAUGUUCUGGCCCAGAAACAUAAAGGCAAGCUAAAAUGGUGAAGAAAAUCUAGGCAAAUAAUUGUAUUAGUAUAUGUACCCUCCCACCCCAACUGAAGUCCUUGCUAUUGGGUUGGUCACCUUGGAGGUUUAGACAUAAUGAGCUAACUCUAUUUGACCUUCAUAACUAAAAUAGGUUGACAGCUAUGUCCAUAAUGUAUUGGCUAGCUCCAUUUGAUCCUCAUAACUAAAAUAGGUUAAUAAUUGUACUAUCUGUUUAUGAGUAAGAGUACUUCUUUGACAAUAAAUUUGAGUUAAGAAAUGUUA
This is a messenger RNA of Nicotiana tabacum (common tobacco), 1693 nucleotides long. RefSeq lists its product as uncharacterized. NCBI's taxonomy places the organism in Eukaryota, Viridiplantae, Streptophyta, Magnoliopsida, Solanales, Solanaceae. The record is from RefSeq and is a predicted model, not a curated record.